AUGGGUGCCAUCAAGAGUCAAGAUUUCAUUGACAUUGUCACUGAGUAUGUCAGAGACACUGUCAGCCCACUGGAGCUGCAAAUGCUGCUGGCUGAUGACAAGAUCUGGGAGAGAUUCGUGGCUGAGGCCCACUUGUCCAGGAAUGAGGCAGUUGUACUACAUGAAGCUCUGGACAAAGACACACUUCCAAAAAUACUGCUGUUUAGAGACAUGUUUUUGAAGAAGUUUCCUUUGAUGAAAAGGAAGCUUGAGGUGCGUAUAAGAAAGCUUCAUGCUCUUGAAGACAAAGUUGACAAGACACACAGGGACUGCACCAUUGCCACUGUAGUGGCCAAUACCACCAGCGUUGUCUCUGGCAUCCUGACCAUCCUUGGUCUGUCUCUGGCACCUGUUACAGCAGGAGUUAGUCUGGGGCUCACAGCAGCUGGGGUGGGACUGGGAAUAACAGCUGCUGUCACAAGUGUUUCUGCCAGAAUUGUGGACACCUUAACUAGUUUGUUUGCCAAAGCCAUAGGCACCAAGCUAGCACUACCUGACGCCAACAUAACGGAAGAGGUUGUGAAGGAUUUAUGUCAGAAUACAUCCGAACUUUCUUUCAUCACAAAAAAGUGCAGCCGUAUCUAUCAACUCAUCCAGAAGUAUGUUAGUGUCGCUAAGCAGGCCAAAGUCAACCGUAACCUACUAUAUGUGGAUCUCAUGACCACUGGGAAUAUUUCAGUCUCGAGGGGUACACAGGUGCAGAAAGCCUUUGGAGGUGCCGCUCUAACAUUGACCAAAGGAGCCCAGGUCAUGGUUGUGUUCUCUGCAAGUUGUCUUCUGAUGGAUGUGAUGCAGCUUGUGACAGAGUCAGUGCACUUGCACAAGGGGGCAAAGUCGGAGUCAGCUAAUGAGCUCAGGCAGCAGGCUGCGGAGUUGGAGAGAAAGCUAAAAGAGCUCACCCAGAUCCAUAAGAUUCUGCGGGAAGGGCAGGAGCUCUCCCAGAUCUAUGGCGUCUGCAGCAGGGACGCUCAGUUACCACCUGAGCAGUCCAGGAGCAAGGCACGCUGUCACCAGUGUGGAAGAAUUUUAUCUGAGGGAGAGGAAAACACUAUGCAACUGAGUAUUAAGGAGUUUGGCAUUUCUGUAGCUAAGUAA
Messenger RNA from Orycteropus afer afer, 1134 nucleotides. RefSeq names its product apolipoprotein L2. Gene Ontology annotation, cellular component: extracellular region; membrane. Gene Ontology annotation, molecular function: lipid binding. The transcript has 3 exons. Gene Ontology annotation, biological process: lipid transport; lipoprotein metabolic process. NCBI's taxonomy places the organism in Eukaryota, Metazoa, Chordata, Mammalia, Tubulidentata, Orycteropodidae. The record is from RefSeq and is a predicted model, not a curated record. Bases 1 to 1134 code for a protein of 377 amino acids.